AUUCAUCGCGGGGCGGGGGCGGAGCUCGAGCCCGAUCCGGAGCUGUAAAGCGUUGGUUCGGAGCGGGCGCUGCUAUGGCUGUGCGGGACGCCUGACGUGUGAGCCCGAAUCCGGCGUGGGGCCGGGGACAGGAUAAAAUGCAAAAGGAGAAGGAGCUGUAAUUGCGUGGGCUGCAUAGCUGCAAAUGCUGAGUCUGAUGCAAAGGAGCCCUCUGAUUGCUGCAGUGCUUCAGAACCUGCUUUGCUUGUGCUCCUGUCCCAUAGAAUGCUGGAUUUUUCUGUCCCUUGCAGUGCAGUAUUGGGUCAAAUCUUGGAAGGAAAAUGAGCGACUGGUGAAACAUUGAAGUUUAACAGCAAGCAGGCCCGAAGAUAACGAUGGAGUGCCAGAAAUUUAUCAAGUUUGGGAACCAGCUUCUUCGCCGGAAAAAUGUGGACUGCACUCGAGAAGACAGCCGGCUCUCACGGUGCCUCAACACCUUUGACUUGGUGGCCCUGGGUGUGGGCAGCACUCUGGGGGCAGGCGUUUAUGUACUGGCUGGGGCUGUGGCACGGGUGAACGCGGGACCUGCCAUUGUCAUCUCCUUCUUGAUCGCUGCCUUGGCUUCUGUGCUGGCUGGACUCUGCUAUGGAGAAUUUGGUGCUCGUGUUCCCAAGACGGGAUCAGCUUAUCUGUACAGUUAUGUGACUGUUGGCGAGCUGUGGGCCUUCAUCACGGGGUGGAAUUUAAUCCUCUCCUACGUUAUCGGAACCUCCAGUGUGGCCAGAGCCUGGAGUGCCACGUUUGAUGAAAUCAUAGGUGGGCACAUUGAAGACUUUUGUAAAAGAUACAUGACGAUGAAUGCACCAGGAGUGCUGGCAAAAUACCCAGACAUCUUUGCUGUGGUGAUAAUCAUCAUCUUAACAGGGCUUUUAACUUUUGGUGUGAAGGAAUCUGCCCUGGUGAACAAAGUGUUCACCUGCAUCAACAUCCUUGUCAUCGGCUUCGUUGUGGUCUCUGGCUUCGUGAAAGGAUCUAUUAAAAACUGGCAAUUGACGGAAGAGGACAUUUACAAUACCAGCCAUGGCUUUCAUGGAGACAAUCAAACACAGGGAGAAAAGCUCUAUGGUGUUGGAGGGUUUAUGCCCUAUGGAUUGAAAGGAGUCCUCUCAGGGGCAGCCACGUGUUUUUAUGCUUUCGUGGGAUUUGACUGUAUUGCUACAACAGGUGAGGAGGUGAAAAACCCUCAGAAGGCCAUUCCUAUUGGCAUCGUGGCAUCUCUGCUCAUCUGCUUUGUGGCUUAUUUUGGUGUGUCAGCUGCCCUGACACUCAUGAUGCCUUACUACCAGCUGGAUACCAACAGCCCAUUACCCAAUGCCUUUAAGUAUGUAGGUUGGGAUGGAGCCAAUUAUGCAGUGGCAGUUGGUUCCCUAUGUGCACUUUCUACGAGUCUCCUUGGCUCCAUGUUUCCAAUGCCUCGAAUAAUUUAUGCUAUGGCAGAAGAUGGACUUCUCUUUAAAUUUUUGGCAAAAGUCAGUGAGAAGAGGAAAACUCCAAUAAUUGCAACAGUGACAUCAGGAGCCGUUGCAGCUAUUAUGGCCUUUCUCUUCGACUUGAAAGACCUUGUGGAUCUCAUGUCUAUUGGAACCCUCCUGGCUUACUCGUUGGUGGCAGCCUGCGUAUUGGUAUUGAGGUAUCAGCCAGAGCAGCCUAAUCUGGCAUACCAGAUGGCUCGAACCACAGAGGAGGCAGAUAACAAUGAGUCUGUGAGCACGAGUGAGUCUCAGACUGGGUUUCUGCCAGAGGAAGAGGAGAAAUGUUCCCUCAAAGCCAUAGUUUGUCCCCCAAACUCAGAGCCUUCCAAGUUCUCUGGCUUGGUGGUGAACAUCUCCACCUGCAUCAUUGGUUUCCUUAUUGUGGGCAGCUGUGUCUUGACCGCCCUUGAGCCAAGCACGGUGAUAAAGGCAGUAUGGAUUAUUGCUGCAAUCCUUGUUUUCAUUAUCAGCUUCAUUGUAUGGAAACAGCCUGAAAGCAAAACUAAGCUUUCCUUUAAGGUACCUCUUCUGCCCCUUCUUCCUAUCGUGAGUAUUUUUGUGAAUGUUUACCUCAUGAUGCAGCUAGACAUCGGCACGUGGAUACGGUUUGCAGUCUGGAUGCUCAUAGGCUUUGUCAUCUACUUUUCCUACGGCAUAUGGCACAGCGUGGAAGCUGCAUACGCAGCAUCAGCAGACACAGAGAGAAGCAUGGACACUCCCUCAGACAGCUGCAAAUGACCACGUGUGUAGCUCAUGGGCGACUGGGGACCGCUGCGGCGAAAGCAGCUGUGCCGUGGGGCUCCUGAAGUGUUGCAUCUGGUUAAUCAGUCCUGCAGCAAGAAAGAAGAGCGGUGUGGGACUCCCCAGGCCUGUUGCUGCAGCUUGCAGUUUGCUUAGUAGCGCAGUUAAAAGGGAUCACAAGGAAAAAAAAGCUGCUCCCAGCAAUGCUGUCAGCUGGUCUGGGGCCAUGCACUCUCCCCUCCUUCCUCCUGUUGUUUUGUUUUGUUUUGUUUUUCAAUGUCUAGAAAGAAAACUGCUUCUGUGUGCCAGUUACCCUGAAAUGCUGCUAUGAAACCAGGCCUCACAGAGGUCCUUCUUUCGGUAGCCCUGGAAAUGACCUCCCCAGAGAUAUUCUACCUGAUAUACACAGAGCACAUCUGCAGUGCUAUUGUCACGCUUAGACCAGGCCCUUCCUUCACCUGAUGUGAGCUGUACCACGUAUGUACGUACAAAGAAAAGGCUCUCAGCAAACAUGAGCAUUCACCUUGUUAAGAAAGCACCUGCAAGAUUUAUGUUCUUCAGAGCAACGGGCUUCAUAGUUUUUAUUGCAUUUUUCUUUUAACUUGGUAUCCAUGUACUUCAUACACACUGCCACUGUGAAGUGCUGGGAGGUUUAUGGCCGCUACUUGUUGGUUGGUCACUUGGCAGUGUGCAGAUAACACCAAUGGAUGUUUCUGUUAACUUCAGGCUCAGCAGAGGGAUUUGGGGUUUAGUCAUAGAAAUAUCUGGCGCAAGUACUUGAAUGUCUUUAAUGGCACAGGUGUCUCCAAGGAGCCUUCUACCUCUUCACGUCAGAGCUGACCAGCAGUGGGGCUGAACUGGUGAGGUGGCAGAAGUGCUCUUGAGCCCAGCUCUGAAAAUGUGGUUGGUUGGGAAGUUAGAGGAGCUGCCCCAGCGUGGGCUGUUUGAAUAGCAGAGUGAAGCAUUUGGCUGUGAGCGUUUGGCACCAGGGCGAAGUGUGUUUCUGUCCCUGGAAGGAGGAACAUAGAAGAGACUCAAGAAUGUUGUAGGGUCUUCUUCUUCCCAGUGCUCCCAUCAGAGCAGGGGGCCACACAGCCACUCAAUAGGGGCUGGCUUAUUAUGGAUGGGCCUUCGAGCAAACAAGGUCUUGUGCAAGUUGUCCCUGCCCAGCCCAAGCCAUUCUGUGAUUCUGUGAAGUUCAGACCAAAGUCUGUGUUGAGUUGGGAACGCUUAGCUUUCUUGAAAGGCAAUUUUAGAGAAGAUUCUCUCAAGUAUCUCCCCAGGCAAAUUCACUGCCCUGAAAGCAGCUUGUGGAAGCAUCCAGAAGGUGAGUUGUGCCCACACAACACCAUCACUUAAAUGCUCUGAAUAACAAGAGCCAAGCAGAUACUGCAGAAAUCCUCUCUCCUAACUUGUGUGGGGGCUGCCCCAGGUGUCCUUCACGCUGCUGCCUCCCACACCUGGGGCUGUUGCUCUGUUGGCCAUCAUAACUCCUGCUGCUGAAGGGAAGGAUGCCUGUCCCCAGCAUAGUGGUGGGGACCGAGGAGCAGACUCCAUACAGCUUAGCCAGUGACUCAGCAGGAGCCUGGUGCAGCAGAAGGGGGAACCAGACCAUCUCCUUCAGUCAUAUCGUGCUGGGUCAUGUCUUGCAGCCCUUCAGCUUGCUAGGAGUUCCAGUCUUGGCUUUCUGGCACACUGGGAAGCUACUCUCAGGGCUGGAGCUGGAUGGAGGGAACGUGCUCUGUGUGUUGCUGUCUGGGUGUAUUUUCAGGGUGCUUUCAGGCUGGCAGAUGGCCUUGACCAUCUGCCAAUCCUUUUUGCCUUGCGCACAUACGAAGUCUUACUGAAGCAGGGAGAGAAGAGUAUGAAAAUUAAACCCUGGGAGGCUGAGAUCUAUUUUGAUGUAACCAACCUCUGUGUGUGCCACAACCUCCUGGAAAGCACUGCGGGUGUGAUAGGAUUUGGAAACAACGGGAACUCAGAGUGUGUGCAAGUUUCCCACUGUACCAAAAGUGGAAGGAGCCUUUUUUGCUGCCUGAGGUACCAGCUCAGAGCAAUGCAGGUGUUCAGCAUUGACAGCGUGAGGAUGGAUUCUGAUAGAAGUGUAUUUCCAAAGAAAAUUAUCUACAAAUAUGCAGAUUUCUUGAUCUAUUUUUGUUUAUAUGUAAAUGUUAACUUAUUUUUGUUGUCUUCUUAGGGAUCUGUUCUGGUAUUUAUAUCCCGUAACUUUAUAUCAGCUUUUGUGGCCUGCAAUAUCAGCACUUAGGAGAAAGGGGGAACCUGGAUCCGGCUCAUUUUCCUGUCAUUUCCUUUUCUCCCAGAAGGUUUCAUAGGAAAAUCCUUCCUUUUGGCCACACUUUGUGUUGUUCCGAUGUGCCAUGCCCUGUACCAUGCCCUGUGCCAGGCUGUGUGUGGGGACGCAAUGAUUUGCUCACUGCUGCCUGCUCUGCCCUGCCCUCAUUGCUGCAUCCCUGCCCCGCUUGGAUUUGCAAGCCGAAAGGUGGAAUUUUGGCUGCCUGUUUCUGGGGUGAUGUUUUCAAAUGGGUGAUUUAUUAUUAUUAUUAUUGUUUUUAAUUUUCAUUGAAUUUUUUUUUUGUUGGUCUCUGCAUCCCUGCUGAUGUCUGCAUGUCCCACAGGUCACCCCGGGUAUCUUUGGGUACAUGCAUCUGCUGCUAUCACCUCGCUCUUGUGAACAAGACUCCUCUCCUCCAUUGAGCUCAUCUUUGUAAAUAGUUCAGCGAUUAUUUUGCUUUAUGGUUAUGUUUUGGACAGGGGGAUUCUGCAAGAUGGAAGGGUGGGAACAGAGAAGUGCUGCCUUUGCUUGGUGCCAGAGCAGACCCUUCUCUGUCAGUGUGAUGACUCUGCCCGUGGGGCGGCCUCAGGUUGGUCAGCCUGGAGAGGAGCCACCAGCACAUGGCCGGGCAGCCUUUCUCAAAGGCAAACUACUGUUACAGCAGUGCCUUUCUCACCACAAAGGCAAUUUGGUGUAAGAAUCGUGACUAGCUUUUACAUCCUUCCUUACAAACAUCAUUCUUUGGUUGCUGAAAAUCAUUGCCAGGUGGGUUCUGGCUUCAUUUCUUACUUUUCUGAUCCCGUGGGGUGCAGUUCACCAUCCUCUUGCAUGGCUGUGUGGGGGUCACCCAGCCCUGUUGUGGGACAGGGAGCAGAGCCUCGAGCCUUGUGGCUGUGCAAGGGCAGGGUUUUGCAAGGGGGGGGCUCUGAACAUGGGCGCUCAGCGGUGCCAAACCAAACCCCUGUGGCAGUGGGCAGUGCCGUGGGCUCCCUCCAUUCCCAUUGACCUGGAGACAAAGCAGUGUUAGGGGGAAUCAUAUCUUGUGAGAUCAACUCCUUUAGUGGUGCUGUUUUCCACCGGGAUCUCUCAAAUUCCAUCCCCAGGAAACCACCCACAAAUGAGCACUGCAAUCGUCUGCCCAACAUGCAUCUCCACCCCAUCCCUGCUCAUGGGACCGUUCCCUCUCUGUGUCUGAGCCCCCACCCCUGCAGGGCAUGGAGGGCGGCACCUCCUGGGAUGCUCUCAGGGAAUUUGCCCCCAGGCCGAGCCGUGCCCUCAAAUGCUCCACAGAGCAACAGUGAGCGCGGCCAGCAAAGAGACUUUACGGACUGAAGCCAUGGAAGAGUCUGUACAGUGUUUAUUUUUUAACUGUUAAGCGAAAUGUAUAUACCUUUCUGUUGACGGUCUAUUUUCCUAGUGGUUUCUCAGAGUUUCUUACAGGCGUGUUAAAUAGUUUCGAUGCUUGUUCUGCAAACAGAUCUGUUUUUCUAUCUUUUUUUAACCUUUCUUUCACUUGGGUUUCUUUCUUCCAUGUCCAUGCAAUGCUUGAUGAAGCCUUGAACCUUCCCUCCUCCUACCCCCUUUAUGCUUGUGCACAGCUCCCUUUUGUCCUGCUGCCACUGUAAAAUCCUUCACCACCAAAUGAAGCUUUUGGCAAUUCAUUUCUCAUUAAGUGGUACAGCAUUAAAGCAUUGCUCUCGCUACUCCAAUAAA
Messenger RNA from Coturnix japonica (Japanese quail), 6258 nucleotides. RefSeq names its product solute carrier family 7 member 1 (gene SLC7A1). Gene Ontology annotation, biological process: L-arginine import across plasma membrane; L-ornithine transmembrane transport. Gene Ontology annotation, cellular component: plasma membrane. Gene Ontology annotation, molecular function: L-arginine transmembrane transporter activity; L-lysine transmembrane transporter activity; L-ornithine transmembrane transporter activity. NCBI's taxonomy places the organism in Eukaryota, Metazoa, Chordata, Aves, Galliformes, Phasianidae. The record is from RefSeq and is a predicted model, not a curated record.